This is a messenger RNA of Aspergillus ruber CBS 135680, 429 nucleotides long. RefSeq lists its product as uncharacterized. The transcript has 2 exons. The annotation marks the transcript as partial. The record is from RefSeq and is a predicted model, not a curated record. Lineage: Eukaryota; Fungi; Ascomycota; Eurotiomycetes; Eurotiales; Aspergillaceae.
AGCAUAUCCUCAACUCGUUUAGAGUCUUCCAAUGAGCUUAAAUCAGCAAGCCAACCAAAUUCCCAGGCAGUCGGUCGAGCAUGACGAUAAACCGAAAGAAAUCGACCCUCGGGACCGUGCUGCCAUAACCGAUGGCUUAUCAGAUCAAUCAAAUAUGGAACUUCUGUCCAAGGCUGGAUGUGCUACAAAGAGGAACAGACUCAAGGACGGGAGCAGCGCUCGAGCAUCUCCUGCCCCGGAGAGUCGAUCUUCAUGAUUGAGAUAACUGUGCCUUUAUCAUUUGUUGCUAAAGGGGCAGUGCCUGUCUUUGAGCGAAUCUUCUAGAAUGGAACACAUUGUGUGACUGCACUUCGGAUCAAUUUCAUUAUUGUUUUUUAAUUGGCGAUUUAGUUAUAGCAUUUAUUCUCUUCGCCUCGAGGGUUAUAUUGG